Molecule: messenger RNA, 1257 nt
Organism: Sturnus vulgaris (Common starling)
Lineage: Eukaryota; Metazoa; Chordata; Aves; Passeriformes; Sturnidae
Source: RefSeq, a predicted model, not a curated record
GUGGUGUGGGCGCAGGGCGGCUUUGUGGCCGCCAUGUUGUGCGGCCCCGGGCCGGGCCGGGCAUGGCGGGGGCCGGCAGCAACUGGCUCUCGGGGGUCAACGUGGUGCUGGUCAUGGCUUACGGCAGCCUGGUCUUUGUGCUGCUGUUCAUCUUCGUGAAACGCCAGAUCAUGCGCUUUGCCAUGAAGUCCCGCCGUGGCCCCCACGUGCCUGUGGGACAGCAUGCACCCAAGGAUUUAAAGGAAGAGAUUGACAUUCGACUGUCAAGGGUGCAGGACAUCAAGUAUGAGCCACGGCUGCUGGCAGAGGAUGACGGCCGGCUCCUGCAGCUGGAGACACCAGGCUGCUAUAACUACCUGUACCGGAUGAAGGCACUGGAUGCAAUCAGGACAUCAGAAAUCCCAUUUCAAGCUGAGGCCCGGUACCCAAAGUCCUUAAUAGGAAAGAACUUCUGUGCCUACUUGCUGGAACUGCGGAAUUCCAGCACCUCCUUCAAAGGCAUCCGCAAAGCCUUGAUUGACACCUUGCUGGAUGGCUAUGAGAGUGCCCGCUAUGGCACUGGGGUCUUUGGGAAAAUGGAAUAUCUGAAGUAUGAGGAAGCUCUGAACGAAUUGGCAAACAUGACCAAGGCCCGGGGCGGCAGCAGCCAGCGGCAGCACCAGUCAGCAGUGAAAGACCUCACUCUGUCCCCUGAAGUCUCCAACCCCACCACCAUCCAGGUCACCUACCUUCCUUCCAGCCAGAAGAGCAAACGUGCCAAACACUUCCUGGAGCUGAAGAGUUUCAAGGACAACUACAACACGCUGGAGAGCACCCUGGUGAACACUUUUCCCCAUGACGUCAUUGUUCCUGCUGUCAGCCCUUUGUGCCCAGCCCGCCUGUGCGCCUGGAUGGGGUAGAAAUAGUUUGGUGCCUGUUCUUAGCACCAUGGCUAAGAUACUGCUUUAGGCUGAGGUUUCUACUCAUUCUUCUGGAACCGGGCAUUGGGGGACAUAUCGAGUGGACAAAGCAGUGCUAAAUGUCCCAUCUGUUCUGCCAAGGGGGUGUUUGCUCCCACUCUCACCAGCGCCUCGCAUGCCAGCGUCUGCCGAGCUCCUGGGGCUGGAAGCUCACGGCCCCCACCUUGAGUCUGCAUUCUGUCAGGCUGAGGACAGCGCCGGCAGCUCACCCAUCACUGUGGCGUGGGCAACACAGAGUGGAGGGUACAGACCGCGGCACUUUUUAAUUACUGUUUAAUAAAAUGACAGUUUAGCUCAA